AAGUCCAACAAAAGAAUGUGUUUCUCUUCCAUUCCAGAAGUCAAUAUGCAGUCUGAAUCCAACAUUACAGUUCGAGAUGCCAUUGAUGACAUCAACACAAAUAUGUACCAGCCACUGUCUUAUCCAUUAAGCUUUCAAGUUUCCCUCACUGGAUUUCUGAUGUUAGAAAUUGUAUUAGGACUUGGCAGCAACCUCACCGUAUUGGUACUUUACUGCAUGAAAUCCAACUUAAUCAACUCUGUCAGUAACAUUAUUACAAUGAACCUUCAUGUCCUUGAUGUAAUAAUUUGUGUGGGAUGCAUUCCUCUAACUAUAGUUAUUCUGCUGCUUUCACUGGAAAGUAACACUGCACUGAUCUGCUGCUUCCAUGAGGCUUGUGUCUCCUUUGCAAGUGUUUCCACUGCAGUCAAUGUCUUUGCGAUAACUUUGGACCGAUAUGAUAUCUCUGUGAAACCUGCAAAUCGGAUUUUGACAAUGGGAAGGGCUGUGAUGCUCAUGACAUCAAUAUGGAUUGUCUCUUUUUUCUCAUUCUUGAUUCCAUUCAUUGAAGUAAAUUUCUUCAGCCUUCAAAGUGCCAAUACUUGGGAAAAUAAGACACUCUUGUGUGUCAGUACAAAUGAAUACCACACGGAACUGGGAAUGUACUACCACCUUUUAGUACAGAUUCCUAUAUUUUUCUUCACCAUUAUAGUAAUGCUAAUUACAUAUAGCAAAAUACUCCAGGCACUUAAUAUCCGAAUAGGGACAAGGUUUUCCACAGGACAGAAGAAAAAAGCAAGAAAGAAAAAGACAAUUUCUUUGUCCACACAACAUGAAACAACUGAUGUAUCACAAAGCAGUGGAGGAAGAAAUGUCGUCUUUGGUGUAAGGACUUCAGUUUCUGUUAUAAUUGCCCUUCGGCGAGCUGUAAAGCGACAUCGUGAACGACGGGAAAGACAGAAGAGAGUCUUCAGAAUGUCCUUGUUGAUCAUUUCAACUUUUCUUCUCUGCUGGACACCAAUUACAGUUUUAAACACUACAAUUUUAUGCUUGGGCCCAAGUGACCUUUUGGUAAAAUUAAGAUUAUGUUUUCUAGUCAUGGCAUAUGGAACCACCAUCUUUCACCCUCUACUAUAUGCAUUCACUAGACAGAAAUUUCAAAAAGUUUUGAAAAGCAAAAUGAAAAAACGUGUUGUUUCAAUCGUCGAAGCUGACCCUAUUCCAAAUAAUGCUGUAAUACACAAUUCAUGGAUAGAACCUAAGAGGACCAAGACAAUUACUUUUGAAGACAAUGAAGUAAGACAGAAGUGUUUGGUACCUCAGGUUGUCACAGAUUAG
Messenger RNA from Rhineura floridana, 1317 nucleotides. It is a transcript of the gene GPR22, whose product is annotated as G protein-coupled receptor 22. Gene Ontology annotation, cellular component: membrane. Bases 16 to 1317 code for a protein of 433 amino acids. NCBI's taxonomy places the organism in Eukaryota, Metazoa, Chordata, Lepidosauria, Squamata, Rhineuridae. The transcript has a single exon. Gene Ontology annotation, biological process: G protein-coupled receptor signaling pathway. The record is from RefSeq and is a predicted model, not a curated record. Gene Ontology annotation, molecular function: peptide binding; G protein-coupled receptor activity.